Olea europaea var. sylvestris is the source of this 1738-nucleotide messenger RNA. Its product is annotated as vacuolar protein sorting-associated protein 36. The transcript is spliced from 9 exons. NCBI's taxonomy places the organism in Eukaryota, Viridiplantae, Streptophyta, Magnoliopsida, Lamiales, Oleaceae. The record is from RefSeq and is a predicted model, not a curated record. Gene Ontology annotation, biological process: protein transport to vacuole involved in ubiquitin-dependent protein catabolic process via the multivesicular body sorting pathway. The coding region runs from base 62 to 1375 and encodes 437 amino acids. Gene Ontology annotation, cellular component: late endosome membrane; ESCRT II complex. Gene Ontology annotation, molecular function: phosphatidylinositol-3-phosphate binding; ubiquitin binding.
UGUUUUAGGUUUUUUCGCGUUUGGAUUCUGUAUCUAUUCCAACUGAAUCCCAACUCGGAGCAUGGCCGGAAACUUUCUUCCGGCCGCCAAACUCACUGCGAGCGGCCGCCCAGUUCUGGACUCCGGCGAAGUGGAGUGUUCUCUCCUUUCCACUGUGGACCUCCACUCUGAAGACCUCUCGGCCUUUCCACUCCUGAAAUCCGGUCUUCUCAUACUCACGACUCACCGUCUACUCUGGCUCUCGUCAGAUUCCAACACUCCCACUGCUGUAUAUAUACCCCUCUCCACAAUUCAGCACAUUUUCUCCACCAAAAAAUCGAUCAAGUCCAUGUUCCACAGCCCAAGAAUCCGAUUCCAGGUUUCGACCACUCCGGAGGGACAUGUCUCGGAAAAGGGACUGAAAUCUUUGGUGAUCACGUUGAUAUUGAGGGGCAAGACGGACAUCGAUUCGUUUUUGGGGAAAUUUUGGGACGCCUGGAGAGGGCGGGCCUGGGAGACGAGUGGGUCCGCUACUGAGUCGGGACUAGGGUCUGGAUCGGGGGAAGGUUCGGAGUCGCUGGCUUUGAAAGUGCCUGUGGUCGGAGUGUCAGGGAUUUUGAGGAAGGAGCAGGAGAUGUGGGAGAGUACUGACAAGAGCUUGCAGGAUGCCUUUCAGGAUUUGAAUGCUCUCAUGAGCAAAGCUAAGGAGAUGGUUGUGCUAGCUGAGAGGAUGAGGUUAAAGCUACUGUCAGGCUCUAAUAAUCAGACUGGUGAAACAAACGAUGAUGACAUGGGUACCAAAGAAGAGAUGCAAGAUUGGUUAUUAAGUGUUGGUAUUGCUUCUCCAGUUACGAAAGAGUCUGCCGGGGCUUUGUAUCACCAGCAGUUAUCUCGUCAGUUGGCAGAUUUUGUCAAGAAACCACUAGAGAGAGCUGGAGGAAUGAUUAAUCUGAUAGAUAUUUAUUGCCUAUUUAAUCGAGCCCGUGGCACAGAAUUGAUCUCACCUGAUGAUUUGCGACAAGCUUGUUCUCUAUGGGAAAAAUUUGACACCCCAGUAAUGCUUCGGAAAUUUGAUAGCGGUGUCAUGGUCAUCCAGAAUAAGACCCACAGUGACGAUGAGGUAUUUUCUAGGAUCAGGUCCUUGGUAUUGAAGCCUGAUGCUACACGAACUGGGAUCAGUGCCAGUGAUGCAGCGAUGACUCUCGGGGUUGCUCCUGCUAUGGCUAAGGAGUAUCUCCUUGCAGCUGAAGGAAAAGGAUUUCUGUGCCGAGAUGUUAGCUCUGAUGGUUUUCGCUUUUACAUCAAUUUGUUUCCUGAAAUCAGUCCAGAUGAUAGAUACUUCGUGAAAGAUCAUGGUAUCUACAGUAUGUGGAUCAGUGCCGUCUCUUUCAGGUAAAGUAUCAGUUUACUUAUUGGUAGUUAAGGUUGGCUUUUUUCACUGACUGUAAAGAGGUUGGCAAGAGCAUUUUCUGGACAAUGACAGUGGAUUUUAUGGAAAACAAGCUUCCCUCGGGUUGUCAAAUUUACUCGGAAGCAUGCAAGAUACCAGAGCUUUUCUUUUUCUUAUAAUGGAAUGGGGGUGGGCAAAUUUUGUGUUUUGUAUCUUCACUUUCAGGGGGUCAAAAGAAAAAUGACUCUUCAUAUAGAAACUGGAGCCUAAUCCAUCAUUGUAAAAAUUUUAAUAUGGUAAAUUAUUUGUUGUCGUGCGACUAUAAAAUUGAAAUUUGCUUUGAUAAAUGAUGAUGAAUUUUACGCAUAC